Molecule: messenger RNA, 1973 nt
Organism: Ceraceosorus bombacis
Lineage: Eukaryota; Fungi; Basidiomycota; Exobasidiomycetes; Ceraceosorales; Ceraceosoraceae
Source: the annotation of a GenBank genome assembly
AUGGGUCUGUUCAAAUCCAAAGGUGCAUCGGCCGGCGGCGAUGCUCCGCCAUACGAGAGGGAUGCCAAGGAGGAUGUGUAUGUCACUGCUACACCCGCCAAUGAUGGCGACAAUGGCUCAUUGAACGAAGACGAUGCAGCUCUGCAAGCCACGACGGGCUACAAGAGCGAUUUCAAACGCGAAUUCAAAAGCUUGUCCACCAUCUCCUUUGCCUUUUCCAUCAUGGUGCGUUGAAUGGCGCGCGCGCGCUUGAUGUAUGCUGACGUUUGGAUGAUGCGCAUACACUGGCCACAGGGUCUCAUAUCCUCCGUAGCGACCACUUUCAACCUGCCCUUCUUGUCGGGAGGACCAGCCAGCACCGUGUUCGCAUGGAUGCUCGGGGCGAUCAUGAACCUCACUCUGGGCGCAGCAAUCGGAGAACUCGUGUCCGCUUACCCAUCAGCAGGCGGUCUCUACUCUGCCUCUGGCCUCGUCGUGCCCAGGCGGUACAGAGCCAUCACUGCUUGGUUCACUGGCUGGCUCAAUUUCACCGGUCAAAUCGCUGGUAUUGCUGGAACCGAGUAUGGAUUGGCACAAAUGAUCUUUGCCUGGGCUUACGUCUUGACCGGUUACUCUGCCAGCGUGGGCGCCACUGUGAGUACAUGCUGCACAACCCUCGCAAUGUCGACACGCUCCCAUCGGAGCUUGGCGACAUUGGCCAUCUGACACGCUCGGCUUCGGUUCUGCGCUCUUCCCUGCUUCCUCCCCCCACACCAGUAUGGCUUAUAUGCCGCUCUCCUCAUCCUCCACGGCAUCCUCAACUGCUUCCCAACCGGCUGGCUGGCCAGGUUCACUUCUUCCUACGUCUUCAUCAACCUCGGCAUGACCGUCAUCACUGGUGUUCUGGUCCUCGCUCGCACGCCAGCUGCGGAGAUGCACACUGGCUCUUACGUCUUUGGCGAGAUUAGGGAUGGCACUGGUUACGGUAGCAACGCUUUCGCCUUCCUGGUCGGAUUGACCUGCGUCCAAUUCGUCAUGACGGACUAUGAUGUGAGUCGGCGAGAUUGCGCAGCAAACAGUGGGCCUUGCAGCAUGCUGAUUAGCACCGCACCCGCGCCCGCUCAGGCUACUGCACACAUUUCUGAAGAGGUCGAGAGAGCAGCUAUUGCCGCUCCUGUCGCCAUCUUUGUGGCCGUAGCGGGAACGGGUCUCUUUGGAUUCUUCCUCAACGUCGCCAUGGUGUUUGCAAGCGGCGACGUAGCAUCUCAAGAUCUCAGCACCUUUCCCGGAGAGCUCGCUUUCGCGCAGAUCGUCUUUCUCAGAGGAGGCAGAGUGGCCUUCCUGGUCAUUUGGCCCUUCAUCUGCAGCGUCGCCUUCUUUGUGGUCCAGACCGCUACGCAAGCCAAUGCCAGGUCUUUCUACGCCUUUUCUCGGGACGGAGGUUUGCCCAGAAUCUUCUCCAAGGUUAUUCGCGGCUCUACCGUGCCCGCCGUCAUCCUCGUCGUGGUGGCAUGCGCAGCGCUCGGCUUGCUCAGCUUCGCAUCCUACGCAGCUGUAGCCGCCAUCUUCUCCCUCGCUGCGCUGGGGAUGGAUUUGUCCUACAUGGUUCCCAUCCUGUGCGCCAUGAUCUUCAGAAGACAUCCGGAUGUCAACUUCAAGCCCGGACCCUUUUGGAUGGGUUGGGGAUGGUUCGGCACGACUAUUCGGAUCAUCGCUUGCAUCUGGACGGUCUUUGAGUGCGUCGUCCUUGUCAUACCCACCGUCAGCCCGCUCACGGCGCAGAACAUGAACUACUCUUGGGUCGUCAUGGUCGGAGUCCUCUUGCUGGCGGCUGCUGCUUAGUGAGUGCAUGCAGAAUCGACCUUUGACGACCCGCUCACUCAUGCUCACGCCUCGUAUCCAUGUCUUCCAGCCCAUUCACCAACUAUCAGGGACCUCGCGAAGGCUCUCUGCAGCAGGAGAGCGCCAAGCGUGCUGUGGAGCAGCAGCACUGA